Messenger RNA from Uloborus diversus, 3315 nucleotides. Its product is annotated as ankyrin-1-like. Gene Ontology annotation, molecular function: protein binding. The transcript has 4 exons. The coding region runs from base 137 to 1717 and encodes 526 amino acids. The record is from RefSeq and is a predicted model, not a curated record. Lineage: Eukaryota; Metazoa; Arthropoda; Arachnida; Araneae; Uloboridae.
AACUGCCGUAAGCGUAUAAUGAUUAUUUAAUUUGAAAUCUUAAUUAUUCAGUAUCAAUACUAUUUAUUUUGGAUUUUGAUUCAGAAUACAUUAAAAAGAAAAACCUUCCUUAAAAUACACGCAGGAAGAAAGAAAAAUGAGCUCCUCGAGUGCUAGUACUCGACGAUCAAGUAUUGAAAGAAGUCACUAUGGUCGAGCAAUACGUAAAAUAGAGCCGUACCAAGUGAGGCCUUGCAAAAGAAAACAUCCAGAAAAGUUGGAAAGGAAAGAUCUCAAAGUUGCCAAAGUGGAGAAGCAAAACAAAAAAACUAUUGCAAGUACUCGACGAACAAGAGCAAGUAGUAAAAGAAGUCAUUAUGGUCGAGCAAUACGUAAAAUAGAGCCCUACCAAGUGAUGCCUUGUAAAAGGAAACAUCUCAAAAUUGCAAAAGUGGAGAAGCAAAGCAGGAAAGUGCUCAGAGCCUCUUCAAAGACGGAUUCCUUUGGGCAGAGUGAGUUGCACAGAGCAGCGUUUGUAGGAGACACAGAAAGUGUGAAGAAGCUGCUGGCAAGAGGAUUCAACUACUAUCUACGAGAUAAAGAGGGUAAGACGCCCCUACACAUUGCUCUGCUUGGCAGCAAAAAGGCAGUAGCUGAGCUCCUGGUAGAUGGUGGCUGCACAAGGAAUGUCCUAGAUAGAAAUGGCAGCACUCCUUUGCAUCUAGCUGCAUAUAAUGGAUAUGAUGGAAUAGUGAAAAAGCUGUUAGAAGCCGGUGGAGACACGCGUAUGCCAGAUAAGUGGGGAAAUACGCCUGUGCUCUGCGCUCUAAAUUCUAGGGAGGAGGCUUCUGCAGAGCUUCUUGUGGACAUGGACGUCACUAAUAAUAUCCCAGGUAUUGAUGGCUGCACUCCUCUGCAUCGCGCUGCAUAUCUGGGGUACGAGGGAGUAGUCUGGAAGCUGCUGACUGCAGGAGCAGACACUCGUGUGCACGACAGAAGGGGACACACGCCCCUGCACCGCGCUCUGUUGCGCAGGAUGGGUCAGGUACAUAGGAAUGAGGCUGUAGCAGAGCUCCUGGUGGACGUGGACUGCACAAAUGACAUUCCAGAUUUUCACUUUGGCAAAACUCCUCUGCAUCUCGCAGCAGGGAGAGGAUUUAUUGGAACAGUGAGGAAAUUACUUUUUGGUCAUGUGCAUCCCCAUAUGAAAGAUUCUAUGGGAGGCUAUCCCCUUUGCGCUGCUUUUUAUGGAGGACACCACGAUGUCGUGAAAGUGAUCCUGGAGGCAUGUGCGUUGAGAGACAUCGAGAUCGACUGGAAGCAGGUUUCGCUCCCGAAGGAUCAUAUUCGGCACUACAUCACUCUGCUUUCUGAGUGCGAAGCCGAGAUGCAGAGGAUGAGAGUUACCCGGGUUCACGAGUCAAGGCUGUCCUUCUACGACGUCGUCAAGCGACAUGUGUGCCGUGUCACCCCGUAUCUUCGUAUCGACAGCAUCGUCCAUGUCUUUGCCAGCAGUUUUCAACUGAUGCUGGACUUUCCCCACUAUGCCGACUUCAUUGCACACAAACUGGGGUGUGCCAAGAAGAGGAGGGCCCUCGCCAACAGGUGUGUGGCAUGCUUCUCCCUCCCGGCCUGGAAGUUGCCUCCCCUGCCACCGACGGUCACAGACAUCCUGUUUCUCUGUCUCAGUGACAGCGACAUGCGAAACUUCAUUUGUGCUGUUGAUGGCAAGUCUUGAAAAAUCCCUUAUUGCUACUCCCAGAACGUAUUAUCGCUAAAUAACUUUUCUAUUUAACCUACAAACUAUUUGCGGGAUUGCAACCACUGAUUCCUCCUAUUAUUGCAACUUUCACCGGUAAAGGUGAACUUUUGCUGCAUAUGUGCUUCAGACUCUCUGCCGAUAUCCUCAUAUGCUGAGUUUGUGUUCAGAGUUUUCAAGUGCUACAGAGAUGAGUCUCAUAAGUUCGUGUCACAUGUGUGAAUGUUUUUCUAUUUGCUGUGUUUCUGCUGCUUUGAAGUCCAUCUGCCCCAACGGAACUGAUGCGCUCCUUCGGCAUUCUGUAUUUCCCUCGGCACCUAUCCAGAAACAGUUGUUGAAAUUCAACGGCUUUCCUCACUGGAAGAUGUGAACAUUUUCCGUUGGAAAUUGCAAUUGACUUUGAAAAGUACAAAACUUUUCUUUUUGUGCGUGUGAAAUGGACAGACUACCACAUCAUGUGUGAUUUCUUCUGCCAGAUUGAUUUGUUUAAAAAGUUCCAUUGGUAUUAUUUAACGAAUGUAUUAUGAAAAAUCUUGCAUGCUCUUCAUUAAUAAUUCUUAUUGAAGCAUAUUUAACAUAUAUACUUUUGUGCAAUGUAUGAUAUUUUGUCAUAUUGCAUGUAUCGAUUUUAAUAAUAACGUUUCAUGGUAAAAUAUGCUGAUGUAAACAUUCAAACAUUGCUUUUUAAUUAUGAUACUGCUACUGUUCUUGCUCGGUUUCGUGUGAGUAGGUUAUUUGGAUAAGCUUUUAAAUGAUGCUAAAAAUAACUAGUAUAUUGAGGUGUGGCCGUCAUGAAACUUGCUUCUGUAUCUUUCUUAUGAACUUUGAUCCCUCUCCGUGCCUGACGAGGAAGCAAUAUUGCCAAAAUAAAAAAUAUGUAGAGGAAAGUAGGGGUUUGCAGGCUUCCAGAAAUCAGUUUGUCAUAAAGGAACAAAAUUUUGCAUAAGUAUGCACUACUUAUCUAUUAAUGCAACCACAGUUUCAAAACCAUAAGUGUUUUUUUUUUUAAUUUUUAUUAAUUUUUUUUGUAAAAAAAGGUCAUUUCACCCGGUUUUGGCCCACUAGUGGGAUUCUAGCAUUGUAACAUUUUUCAGAGUUUAUUUCGCAAAAAUAUUCAUUAAAAAGGAUCCAUGUUUCAGAACAUCGAUGUUUUUGGUUCGAUGUAUCGAUACCAUCGAUGUUUUAAUUUUGAACAUCCAUCUUUUGUAGCAUCAAUGUUUUUUUCAUCCACGUCGCACCACUAGUUAAUGGAUUUGAGGAAACUUUACAAAUAAUACAGGCUUAUAGGAAUUUCCUCGAUUUAAGUCGCCAUUUUAAAAACAUUUUUUCAUCACGUGGGAUCAGUUGGGGUAAUGGGAGACAAAAUUUCAAUGUUUCAACUUUAUAUCCUACCCAUAGCGGCAACCAAAUUUUUCAUCACAUUACUAUUGAAAUUUAUAUAGUUAAUAAAAUUCUAUUUUAUUCUUAUAUCCUGAUGGUUGUUGUUACAAUAGGUUAUUUAAAUGAGGAGAUGUAACCUUAAGUGCAUUAAAAUGAACAAAUGUAAAAGGUGAAAUUUCUAUUAAAUAAAGAAAACA